Molecule: messenger RNA, 1788 nt
Organism: Cotesia congregata
Lineage: Eukaryota; Metazoa; Arthropoda; Insecta; Hymenoptera; Braconidae
Source: the annotation of a GenBank genome assembly
AUGGAGCUAUCUGAUGUGUCAAUGGGCAACACCGAUAAUCCUCAGGAGAAAGAAAAACCUGAGAGACCCACGGGACUCACUUAUGGAAUCGAUGACGCGCCUCCUUGGUAUCUCUGUCUUUUUAUGGCGCUUCAGCAUUACCUUACGAUGAUCGGAGCAAUUGUGUCAAUUCCCUUCAUUCUGACUCCAGCGCUAUGCAUGGCGGAAGACGAUCCGUCCAGGAGUUACAUAAUCUCGACGAUGAUAUUCGUCACCGGCCUGGUGACAAUGCUCCAGACUACGUUCGGGUGCAGACUUCCGCUGGUCCAAGGUGGAACUAUAUCCUUCCUAGUUCCUACAUUGGCGAUUCUGAGUCUUCCGCAGUGGAAGUGUCCUCCAGAGGAAGAGCUAAGCAAAAUGAGCUCAGAAAACAGGACAGAACUUUGGCAGAUCCGCAUGAGAGAACUGUCUGGAGCGAUUGCAGUCUCGGCGCUGUUUCAAGUGAUCAUCGGGUUCGGAGGAAUUGUCGGGUACUUGUUGAAGUUCAUCACUCCCUUGACAAUUGUACCCACUGUUUCUCUGGUUGGGUUGUCGCUGUUUGAGAACGCUGCUGCUGCGGCUUCCCAACAUUGGGGUAUUGCUGCUGGGACAAUAAUCAUGCUGACAGUGUACUCUCAAUUGCUAGUAAACGUAUCAGUGCCACUGAUAGUAUACCGAAAGAGCGAAGGCUUUAAGGUUAUCUGGUUCGCAUUGUUCAAAUUGUUCCCAGUACUGCUGACAAUCGUAGUAAUGUGGGCGAUUUGUGGAAUCCUGACAAUAACGAACCACCUUCCAGUAGGACACCCAGGGCGAACGGACACCAAGCUGAAAAUAAUCGAAGACUCUCCUUGGUUCCGAGUUCCAUACCCAGGACAGUGGGGAACCCCAACAGUAAGCUUGUCAGGAGUGCUGGGAAUGUUGGCAGGCGUGCUAGCGUGCACAGUAGAGUCCAUCAGUUACUACCCGACAACUUCAAGAAUGUGCGGAGCGCCACCUCCGCCAAUUCACGCAAUAAACCGCGGAAUCGCCAUUGAAGGUCUGGGAACAGUUCUGGCAGGUCUCUGGGGCAGCGGGAACGGAACCAACACAUUUGGAGAAAACGUCGGAACCAUCGGCGUCACCAAAGUCGGAAGCAGGCGAGUAAUCCAGUGGGCAUGCGUCCUAAUGGUUCUUCAAGGAGUGAUCAGCAAGUUCGGCGCUGUCUUCAUCAUAAUUCCCGAGCCAAUCGUCGGAGGGAUUUUCUGCGUGAUGUUCGGGAUGAUUGCCGCCUUUGGGUUGUCAGCGCUGCAGUACAUUAACCUAAACUCCGCCAGGAACUUGUACAUUCUAGGAUUUUCUAUAUUCUUCCCGCUAGUUCUGUCCAAGUGGAUGAUCCAGAACUCUGAUGUAAUCAAAACAGGGAAUGAAAUAGCCGACGGAGUAAUUACUGUCCUUCUCAGCACGACCAUCCUUGUCGGCGGAUUCGUCGGUUGUUUCCUGGACAAUAUUAUUCCUGGAACCAGCGAAGAGAGAGGAUUAGACGCUUGGGCCAAUGAAAUGGCGCUCAACUUUGAUGAAGCUGAUGAUAAAACAGACGGCGAGUACAUUCCAAAUACUUUUGACUUUCCGGUCGGCAUGACGCUGCUCAGGAAAUGGAAGUGGACUUCUUACUUACCUUUCAUGCCGACUUACCGACCUAGAGCGCGCAAUUACAUUGAAACUAGUAUUUUUAAUGAAACUUAUAUGAAAAAUAAGUCACUCUGGUCUGUAAUCGUUUUGUUUCGUCCCUAG